Cutaneotrichosporon oleaginosum is the source of this 1461-nucleotide messenger RNA. Lineage: Eukaryota; Fungi; Basidiomycota; Tremellomycetes; Trichosporonales; Trichosporonaceae. The record is from RefSeq and is a predicted model, not a curated record.
AAACCCAAUCGAAGUUCCCCGUUCUUUCCUCCCAGCUGUACCUGCUCUGUCACUCCCCAAGUUCAUCAACAAAAAUGCCCGGCGAAGCCCCUCCCUGCAACCCCCCAAACACCAAUCCCCCGUUCGCGCCCUUCAAAAGCGAGGCGGCUGACUACACCUCCUACAUCCCCAAGCAGCCCGAGCAGAUCGGUGCGCUUGCGUCGACUAAGCGCUUCCCGCAGAACAAGAAUGUGCCUAAGCUCUUUGAGCCCAUUACCAUCCGCGGCGUCGAGUGGCCGCACAGGAUGUGGGUCGCGCCCAUGUGCAUGUACUCGAGCGACUAUGGCAAGGCGACCGACUUCCACUUUGUGCAUCAUGGGUCGAUGGCCCUGCGUGGCUGGUGCAACCUCAUGGUGGAGGCAACCGCCGUUGUACCUGAGGGCCGCAUCUCGCCAGAGGACAUGGGCAUCUGGUCCGACGAGCACAUCGCGCCCCUGAAGCGCGUUGUGGACUUUGUGCACGCCAACGGCGGCAAGAUCGGUAUCCAGCUCGCACAUGCUGGCCGCAAGGCGAGCACCCUCAGCCCAUGGGUGCAGCGCAAGGCGCAGGACGAGGGCUGGACGGGCGGUGAGGUCGCGACGGACGAGGCGAACGGCUGGGCCAAGGACGUGAAGGGCGCAUCGGCGAUCAGCUUCAACCCGGCCACGAACCCGCACCCGGCCGAGGCGAGCCUCGAGUAUCUCGAACAUGUCAAGGAGGCGUACAAGGCGGCGACGUUGCGGUGCAAGGCCGCGGGUUUCGACUUCAUCGAGAUCCACGGCGCACACGGCUACUUCCUGCACAACUUCUACAGUCCACUCUCGAACGAGCGCACCGACCAGUACGGGGGCAGCUUUGAGAACCGCACGCGCCUCGGCCUUGAGGUGACGCGCAUUGUGCGCGAGAACUGGGAUGGGCCGCUGCUGUACCGCGUGAGCGCGAGCGACUGGCUCGACGCGGCGGAGGGCCCGGAGAAGGACGCGAACGGCGAAUGGCGCUGGUGGGGUAUCGAGCAGACGACCAUGUACGCGCGCCUGCUGCGCGACGCGGGCGUGGACCUCCUCGACGUCAGCUCGGGCGGUAACGACCCGCGAGGCCAGUACAACGUCGGCCCGGGAUACCAGGUGCACUUUGCCGAGCACCUCAAGAAGGAGGUGCCGGGCCUGCUUAUCGGUGCUGUCGGCCUCAUCACGUCGCCCCAGCAGGCAGAGGAGAUUCUUCAGAAAGGCCAGGCCGACGUCGUGCUCUUCGGCCGCGAGAUCCUACGCCACAUCGACUUCCCCCUCCGCGCCGCACAGGAGCUCGGCGUCGCUGCCAACCCCGCGGGCCAGUAUGAGCGCGCGUGGAGCCGCAUGCUCUCCACCGUGCCCCGCACUUAGAAAUUCUAGAGCGAUCCAUUUGGCAAUGGCAUUCUGUACUUGCAACACCUGUACUUUGCUUGAG